UGUACUGGAAGCGCUAUUGGAGCAAGAGCCAGUGCUGCAAAGGAGUCACCCCAUAGGAUCCUGCAGGAAUAUUUGAGCUGGUGCAGGUCGUUGGAAAUGGGACAUAUGGACAAGUCUAUAAGGGUCGGCAUGUUAAGACCGGGCAGCUAGCAGCAAUCAAAGUGAUGAAUGUGACUGAGAAUGAAGAAGAUGAAAUCAAGCUGGAGAUAAAUAUGUUAAAAAAAUACUCCCAUCACCGGAAUAUUGCUACAUAUUAUGGUGCAUUUGUUAAGAAAAGUCCAGCAGGCCAAGAUGAUCAGCUCUGGCUGGUCAUGGAGUAUUGCGGUGCYGGCUCUGUGACCGACCUGGUGAAGAAGACAAAAGGGAACUGCUUCAAGGAAGACUGGAUUGCCUACAUCUGCAGAGAGGUUCUCAGGGGCUUAGCACAUCUUCAUGCCCAUCAUGUCAUCCAUCGGGAUAUUAAAGGACAGAAUGUUCUGCUCACGGAAAAUGCAGAAGUAAAGCUGGUGGAUUUUGGUGUAAGUGCCCAACUGGAUAGGACUAUUGGGAGGAGAAAUACAUUUAUUGGAACUCCAUAUUGGAUGGCACCCGAGGUCAUUGCUUGUGAGGAGAACCCAGACUCCACGUAUGAUUACAGAAGUGACCUGUGGUCCCUGGGAAUCACUGCGAUUGAAAUGGCUGAAGGAGCUCCUCCCCUGUGUGACAUGCACCCCAUGCGAGCGCUCUUCCUCAUCCCCCGGAACCCACCUCCAAAACUGAAAUCCAGAAAAUGGUCAAAGAAAUUCCUUAACUUUGUUGAAAGCUGCCUUGUUAAAAAUUACUUGCACCGUCCGUCCACRGAGACCUUGCUUAAGCAUUCCUUCAUCCGAGACAUGCAGAAUGAACGGCAAGUGCGCAUCAUGCUGAAAGACCACCUGGACAGGACCAGGAAGAAAAGAGGAGAAAAGGAAGAGACAGACUAUGAUUACAGUGGAAGUGAGGAGGAAGAUGAUGAGCUGAAUGAAGAUGAAGGAGAGCCAAGCUCCAUAGUUAAUCUCCCGGGAGAGUCAACUCUCCGUCGGGAAUUUCUGCGGCUACAGCAAGAGAACAAAAACCGCUCUGACCCUCAUUGCCAGCAGCAGCAGCUGAAGGACCAGGAGAAAUACAAGAAGCAGCUGCUGACCGAGCGGCAGAAGCGAAUCGAGCAGCAGAAAGAGCAGAGGAGGCGGCUGGAAGAUCAUCAAAGGCGAGAGCAGGAGCUCCGGAGGCAGCAGGAGUGUGAGCAGAGGUGGCCAGAGGUUAAGGCUGUUCAGCGGGCGGAGGACAAAAGGACUGUGGAAGAUGAGCAGUGCGUGGUGGAGGGCCAAGGAAGAUCAGAAAAGAAGCAGAAAAAGCUGGAAGACAUGCAGCAGCAGCAGCACAACAAGAAGGUGCAUCGAACGCUCCCCAAAGAUCAGACGCAGCUGCUGUCUCUUCAGCAUGACCACAAGCAGAAGAAGAAGGAGCCUCCCAAGGGUUCAGUUGCAGCAGCACAUUCUCCRGCAGGCAGUACAAGCAAGGAGGCUGAGGACCGCAAAAAGAAGAGCGAGGGCAUCCAGCCUUCUCUGCAGUGGGCAGCGGUGUUGGGGCACGAAGCCACCCCGCACGCUAGGAUGGGCUCCGGCAGCAGUUCCAGUCCCUGCACCCCUGCAAUGCAGAGAGCCGUGUUAGUACAGUGUGAAAAUUUCCGGGCUAGUAGAGAUGCAUACCACAGCRGUUCGCUGUCGGAUAUGGUGACAACACCGGUCAGCCCCGGACAGGACGAUGUAUUCUGGAGUAUGAGUCAAAAUGAAGAACAGCCCCCAAAGGUUCCUGAAAGGACAACCUCUAAAUUUUACAGCAGGGAUCAGCCUGGCCAUCAGAGAUGUCUUUCAAGUAAUGCUCAUCAGCUGUCCCCUGGGGGACAUAUUCUGAAACUAAGCAGCAGCAGUAGCUCUCCUGGCAACAAGCAGUGGGAGAUGGGAUCUCAUCAGAGCUGCCGAUCAACCGCAGGGAAUCCAGGCUCAGCCAAGGCAGAGACCACGUUGUCCCAGAACCACUCGCAGCAGCACAAGAAGCCUGAAAAACCCCCUCAUCCUGGCCAGAUUGCAAGUCCAGGUUCCUUUGCCAAGGGGAAGGACAACGCCAAUUUAUUUUUAAAAGCAGCAGAAUAUUCCUCAUCUAGUGAUGAAGUCGGCAGCAGCGAUGAAGAUGACGUGAGCCACACAAGGCAACUGCUAAGUAACCGAGUGGCAGAUUUCUCAAGGACAAGAGUACCAGAUGGAAUUGAACUGAAACCCCAAAGCACUGUUGCAGAACAGAAGGAUCAGAUUGUAGGAAAACAACUUUCUAGCACCCAGGAAGGCCUCUGGAGUAUAAACAACCAGAACUAUCUCCUGCCAGAUCUCCUCCAGCAAAGCCAAGUUUCAGACUCUUCUGUGAACCAGUUAAAAGUACCACUAACUAUCCAGGAACCUCAGAACAAAUCUGUGAAUAAGACACCGUGCACUGAAAGUACGCCUUCAAAAAGCAGUACAUCAUCUACAACAUCAUUUACUUCAUUCAUAGAUCCUAGACUUCUGCCAAUCACCCCUCCCACCAGUCCAGUAGGACCUCCCUGUAGUUCUCCAUCUAGUGCCAAACCUGAGCCUGUCAGGAGAGAGAAUGUGAGGAAGGGCUCUGUUGUCAACGUUAACCCAACAAAUAUCCGCCCGCAGAGUGACAGCCCAGAAAUCCGUAAAUACAAGAAGAAAUUCAACUCGGAGAUUCUGUGUGCUGCUUUGUGGGGAGUGAAUUUACUGGUUGGAACAGAGAAUGGGUUAUGGCUGUUGGACAGAAGCGGGCAAGGAAGAGUUUAUUCCCUAAUUACAAGAAGACGAUUCCAGCAAAUGGAUGUUCUGGAAGGACUCAAUGUGCUAAUUACUAUAUCAGGGAAGAAGAAUAAGUUAAGAGUGUAUUACUUAUCAUGGCUAAGAAACAAAAUUUUACGCAAUGACCCGGAGGUGGAGAAGCGGCAAGGCUGGGUGUCUGUGGGUGACCUGGAAGGCUGUGUACACUACAAAGUUGUAAAGUAUGAGCGAAUUAAAUUCCUUGUAAUUGCUUUGAAAAACUCAGUGGAAGUUUAUGCUUGGGCUCCAAAGCCUUAUCACAAAUUCAUGGCUUUUAAGUCCUUUACGUCACUUCAUCACAAACCACUGUCGGUUGACCUGACAGUUGAAAAUGGACAAAGACUAAAGGUGAUAUAUGGCUCCCUAGUAGGCUUUCAUGCUAUUGAUGUGGAUUCUGGRUCUGUGUAUGACCUGUACCUUCCAACACACAUCCAGGGGACUAUUCGCCCACAUGCCAUUAUCAUCCUCCCGAAUACCAGUGGAAUGGAACUUUUACUUACCUAUGAAGAUGAAGGCAUAUACAUUGAUAUAUAUGGGCACUUCACAAAGGAAACUGUUUUACAGUGGGGCGAAAUGCCAGCAUCUGUAGCUUAUCUUCAGUCAAAUCAGGUCAUGGGCUGGGGAGAUAAAGCAAUUGAACUACGCUCUGUGGAAACGGGCAAUCUGGAAGGAGUAUUCAUGCACAAGAAAGCACAGAAGCUCAAAUUUCUCUGUGAAAGAAAUGACAAGGUAUUCUUUGCAUCUGUACAGUCAGGAGGCAGCAGUCAAAUUUACUUUAUGACUCUCGGUCAAAAUGUGCUAUUCAACUGGUAAAUCACAUCAAAAUGAAGGAUGCUUUGAAUUCCCUCUAGCUAGCAGUGUAAAAUGCUUGGAGGUAAUACAGACAAAUUUGCACUUUUUACCUACAAGAAUUCUGACAUUAUUAACUUAUCAAAAUUCAUACCCUUUCAGUUUAGAAAGAAUUCCAUUUUCCUGUCAAAUUAUUGCAAACAUGUUUAGUUCCAUUUUCUAAAAUGUGUUGCAAACCAAGACUGUAGUCACAGUGUUAGCAAAGAGCGACUGUAAUGAAGAAUGUAGUCAAUAUAACAAACUCCUCUCCUAUGAAAAGUGCACCUUUUUCUUUUUUUCCACAGUGUAAUGCAGGUAGCUUGAACUGAAGCCUUUUUUUCUUUUUUGGAUGGCAACAGUACACAUAUAUAAAACAGAUCUAUUGGGUGAUAAAUUGGAAUCUGCUUUAUUUUGGAUUUGUUUUGCCUUGCUCUACACUUUAACAAAAUUAUUACUGUUUCAGCAAAAGAUAUUUGUCCAAGUCUUCUAACCGGUGAAAAAGCAACUUUCACUGGUUCAUUAAGGGAGCUAAUGCAGAUUUGGGCACUGAGGGAUUGUAUCUUGUCCUAGGUAGAAUGGGUGCAUCUCACAUCAGAGCUGGAAAAGCAGCUAGUCUAGGUGUGUGUCCCAUAUGGCGGAUUUUACAAAAUAGAGGGGACAGGCUUCAUGUUUCUCUCAGGGCUGGAUGUCUCAGCCUUUAGACACAGUUACUGUAGAAUGUAUUUGUAAAAAUAGUUUAAAUAGCUUGUCAGAAUCAUUUAUGCAUAAAUGUAUUAUGGACCUGAACCUUUAAAUUUUUACUGGAACAAGUGACCCGUACUCAUGUGAGUUGAUUUGAAGGCACUACCCUUGUGURUGAGGGUGCAGGAUCAGGCACCUGGGGUUUUUUUGGCCUCCCUUCUUGCUCUUUAAGCAUGAAGUUUUCAUGUAUUUGUAUGUAAAUAUUUCCGAAAUUGUUAUCAAGAUUAACAAAUGUACUCUUAGUUACRAAAAUAUCCAAAGAGUUGAUAUAUAAUAAAUAGAAAAUAUAAAUAAUUUCAGGUGCUUUGUAUGCUAAUUACAUCUAAACAAAGCUGCAUCCACCAGUGGUAUUAGUGCCAGUGUAUUUGCCAUGAAACUGUUCUCAGGGGCUUGUAACUUGGCCAUAAAACUAUAUAAACCUUCUAGUAUUAAAUUGUUGGGUUGAAUGCAAUCAUCAGAUGAAUUUUUUGAUGUGUUUUGAAAGUGUAAAGCAUCAAAUAAAAAGCAAUAUACAAAAGAGCUCAUUCCAGAUGUUAUACAAUAUGGAUGACACUGCAGAAGUGAAAUCAUUAGCUACAGUGUUUGAAAAUGGUUAUUUUUUACUUGAAAUCUGUGAUGCUGAAAGGUGCAGGGAAAGUGUAUUGGAAUAUCUGGUCGUCUACCUCAAGGAUGAUGAUUCAAAAUUGACAAAGAAGAGGCAAAAUUACAGAUGUUAGAACUGGUAGCUSUUCUGUACAGUAUGUCAAGUUAGUGUUAGUAGAUGUGUUGUGACUGAAACGUGCUCGGAUUGCAACCUUCAGCUCCAGAACUGGGGUUCUUCUCCAGAACUGUGUUCUUCAGCAGAGAAGUCCAGGAAUGAGCCCAGGUGGGGAGCAAGCACCGUUUUCACUCCCAGUGGUGGCACCUCAAGCGCUGCAGGGCAGGCUGGAGAUGUCAAUACUGUGGCCAUGGGCUUUGGCUACGUGGAGGACUGCACUUUCCAAAGUUUUUAACUUAGCACUUUUCAUGAGUUUAUCUACAAUUGCGUAGUGUUUUUUAUGAAGUAUUUUCCUCUUAAAUGUUUUAACUUGCAAAAAAUACAAGCCUAAGGACGUGCUAAAAAUAUGUUGUAGUUGCACAUUCAAAGUGGAUUUUUUAAUGCACACAAGUAAUCAAAUUUGUGCACAGACUUAAAAUCUGAAUGGUAUACAA
Molecule: messenger RNA, 5645 nt
Organism: Nothoprocta perdicaria
Lineage: Eukaryota; Metazoa; Chordata; Aves; Tinamiformes; Tinamidae
Gene: NRK
Product: Nik related kinase
Exons: 31
Coding region: 165-3698 (1177 amino acids)
Biological process (GO): protein phosphorylation
Molecular function (GO): ATP binding; protein kinase activity
Source: RefSeq, a predicted model, not a curated record